GUUGACAGUUGGAGGUUUUGAAUCACUGAAGGGAAGCGGGUGGACGGAGGAGCGCGUGCGGACUCUCGGGGGGGCAGACAGUGCAGCCGCCGGUCUCCCCUCAGUGCCCACAGUCGGCGCCUUGUGACCCGAGUUCAGCCUUCAGUUUCCGACCCGUCGAACCUUUUGGAGCUCUCGUCCGCCCGGCCAUGGGAGGCAACUCGAUCCACUGGUUCCGAAAGGGUCUCCGGCUGCACGACAACCCGGCUUUGAUGAAGACGGUGCUGACUUCGGACAGGGUCCGCUGUGUCUACAUCCUCGACCCUUGGUUCGCUGGCUCUUCCAACGUCGGCAUCAACAGAUGGAGAUUCCUGUUGCAGUGCCUUGAAGAUCUUGAUGCCAAUUUGCGGAAGUUAAACUCUCGUUUGUUUGUUAUUCGUGGACAGCCAGCUGAUGUUUUUCCAAGACUAUUCAAGGAAUGGGACAUUUCACUUCUUUCAUUUGAAUACGACUCUGAACCUUUUGGCAAGGAGCGAGAUGCAGCUAUCAAGAAACUAGCCAGUGAAGCGGAAGUAAAAGUGAUUGUAGAUGUUUCACAUACAUUGUACAACCUUGACAAAAUUAUAGAGCUGAAUGGUGGACAGCCACCACUGACAUACAAACGAUUCCAAACACUUAUAAGCCGAAUGGAGCCCCUGGACUUGCCAGUAGAAACGAUUACCCGAGAGGUAAUGGGAAGAUGUACAACGCCUAUUCUUGAUGAUCAUGAUGAGAAAUAUGGAGUCCCAUCAUUGGAAGAAUUAGGCUUUGAUACAGAAGGUCUAUCAUCAGCUGUGUGGCCAGGUGGGGAAUCGGAGGCUCUUACAAGAUUAGAGAGACAUUUGGAGAGAAAGGCUUGGGUGGCAAACUUUGAAAGGCCACGAAUGAACUCCAAUUCACUCCUUGCGAGCCCUACCGGGCUGAGUCCAUACUUGCGAUUUGGUUGUUUGUCGUGCCGUCUCUUUUAUUUUAAGCUGACUGACUUGUAUAAAAAGGUAAAGAAAAAUGGCUCUCCUCCUUUGUCUCUCUAUGGUCAACUGUUAUGGCGUGAAUUCUUCUACGCAGCUGCUACCAACAACCCCAGAUUUGAUAAAAUGGAGGGAAAUCCUAUUUGUGUCCAAAUUCCAUGGGAUCGAAAUGCUGAGGCUUUAGCUAAGUGGGCAGAGGGAAAGACGGGAUUCCCCUGGAUUGAUGCUAUAAUGACACAGCUCCGUCAGGAAGGCUGGAUUCAUCACUUGGCCCGUCAUGCAGUAGCGUGUUUUUUAACAAGAGGUGAUCUCUGGAUUAGUUGGGAAGAAGGAAUGAAGGUAUUUGAAGAGUUGUUGCUUGAUGCUGACUGGAGUGUCAAUGCUGGAAGCUGGAUGUGGCUCUCCUGCAGCUCAUUCUUCCAACAGUUUUUUCACUGCUAUUGUCCUGUGGGUUUUGGACGCAGAACUGACCCAAAUGGAGACUAUAUCAGACGUUAUUUGCCAGUACUCCGAGGUUUUCCUGCUAAAUAUAUCUACGAUCCAUGGAAUGCUCCAGAAAGUGUGCAAAAGGCUGCAAAAUGCAUCCUUGGAGUUCAUUAUCCAAAGCCCAUGGUGAACCAUGCUGAGGCUAGUUGCUUGAAUAUUGAACGAAUGAAGCAGAUCUAUCAGCAGCUUUCCUGUUAUAGGGGAUUAGGUCUCCUAGAUUCAGUUCCUUCUAACCCAAAUGGUAAUGGUGGAAUUAUGGGAUAUUCGGCAGGAGAAAACACACAUGGAUGCAAUAAUCUAACAGGUGAUCUGCCAUCUACAAAUGGAAACCAUUCUCUGCCAUAUACACAGAGUGAAUUCCAGUUGAGGAAUAACCAGCAGCAAAGUUACAUUACGGGAGUGAAUGGACAAGGAAGCAAUCUUUUGUGCUUUUCACAAAGGGACUCUCAGCUGUCUCAUACCACUUUACUGCAGCAAGGCAGGAAUACACCAAUGUCUGGAAAACGCCAUAGUCCAGAAGAAGAAAUGCAAGGAUUUGGACCCAAAGUUCAAAGGCAAAACAGUAACUAGCACAUUUGGGAGUGGGAAGAAUGCAUAAGAUUCAUUUCCACACAUUCUGAUACUGGAGAGGUUAUAGACAUUGCCCCCAAGAGCACUUUUUCAGGAAAACAAAUUUAUGUGAAAAUAUACAAGAAUAAUGAAAAAAUUCUGGAUGCAUUUCCAUUUUUUAAAAAAGUUAUGUUGGUGAAAGUACAGUAUGAUGUCUUGUUAAAUACUUGUGUAAAUUUUGUAUUUCUAAAUUAAAUCUUGUAAUCUUUGAUACUUUGUUUUGUUUAGUUAGACAUCUAUUUUUGAUAAUCUUUCAUGCAAAGAAACAUUUACAAAUGUUUUAGCAUUGAUUAUGUAAAACAAGAGCAAAAAUUGAGAGGCUUUUAUAUAAAAAAAAGUUAUUUACUUUUCCUAUGUGAUCUUCUUGCGUCAUGUCUUAUCCAUGUAACUUGAUCAUUUAGACCAGAUUUUUACAGUGGGACCACUUACUUCGGUUAAUAGGAAGCUCUAUACCGGGCAAUGGUGAGAUACUCUGCUAUUCAGGGAUAGCACAAUUGAAUCAACUUUGUAUCCCACUGUUCCCCAGUACAUUCUGUUGCUCUAUGCGUUGGAUAUUUCUGCUUUUGAUGCAAAUUUUAAUUUGACAGCAGCUAUUUCAAACACAAACAUGCUUAUAUUACAUUGCCAUGUGAGCUGCCUGCUAGCUUUUCAGAUUAAUACCUGCCACCUUGAACAAAAACAUUGAGCAUUGUACUUGGAAGACUAUCUGGUCCUAAUUCUAUAUGGUUAAGUCACAGAGUAAAUAUUCGCGCAAGAUCAGAUUAUGUAAAAAGUUCUAUUAUCAACAGAAAGUAAUCAUAGAUUACACAAGAUUUAUUAAUAUUCUUGUAGAUCAUAUGCACCAUACAAUUCUAAAGAGAACAUUUCUCUAUAAUCUAAAUUUGAUUACGAGUUUAUAAGCCUUUAGAUCUACACUCGUAGUCCUUAUAGAGUUGAGUUCAAAUUGCUAGUCUCAUUUUCUGUUUAUUGGAUUCAGUGUUUAGAACAGGUUUGUAAUAUAGAUUUUAAGGCAGCCAGCCACAUGAAAACCAAUAUUUAUUUAAGUACUGGUCAAGACUGAGUUUUACAAGCUUUAUUAUGGAUUACUGACAUUUUAUACAUCUUUGUGUUGACAACUUCGCACUGAUGCAGAUUCUGUUUUACAUCUGCAAUAAAAUAAUAGGAUAAUCCAUAGCGGUAGUUAUUUAUUAUGUAGAUCUUCAUUUAGAAGGUUCCAUUUAUGAAAAUAGAUGUCAAAUAUCAGUACUAUGUAUAAAUCUAGUCCACUUGUAUGCAACUUGAAAAGUCUCAUUGUUGGUGACUUGAGUUGAAUGCAACUGCACUGGACUGAAUAUUAAUUCUAACCCUGCUACAUAUGUUUUUAAAGUUAUGAUGAUCUUAUGUGUGUAAGUAUGUAAAUGCAGAUUUGAAGGAUAUUGUCUUUUAUUGAAAAAUGGUUGUUUCUUGGUAAAACUUUUCGAUUUACAAUGCAUUUGUGAUUGUUAUUAAUAAAAAAAGAUGUAAUAAA
Callorhinchus milii (elephant shark) is the source of this 3588-nucleotide messenger RNA. It is a transcript of the gene cry1b, whose product is annotated as cryptochrome circadian regulator 1b. The transcript has 14 exons. Gene Ontology annotation, molecular function: DNA binding; FAD binding. NCBI's taxonomy places the organism in Eukaryota, Metazoa, Chordata, Chondrichthyes, Chimaeriformes, Callorhinchidae. Bases 189 to 2042 code for a protein of 617 amino acids. The record is from RefSeq and is a predicted model, not a curated record. Gene Ontology annotation, biological process: circadian regulation of gene expression; entrainment of circadian clock by photoperiod; negative regulation of DNA-templated transcription. Gene Ontology annotation, cellular component: nucleus; cytoplasm.